AAAAGGAGCAAAAAAGGGAGAAACGGAGUAAUGGAAGGCGGCGAUGGUAACAGAGCCGAGGCGGAUCGGUGGCUAGUUGCAUCGGAGAAGCAUUUAGCCUCAAGUGACUUCCACGGAGCAAAGACAUUUGCGAUCCGCGCAUGCAAAGCCGACCCGUCCCGAACACAUGCAUCUGACUUUAUCCUCGCCAUCUCCGACACUCUCCUCGCCGGAGAAUCCACCGUCGGAGAUUCCAAAUUACCAGAUUGGUACGCCGUACUCCGACUCAUCCGACUAACCCAAAACCACGAACACAUCGCGAUUCAGUACCGUCGACUCGCUCUUCUCCUCAAUCCCACGGUCAAUCGUCUCCCUUUCGCCGUUCAGGCGCUUAAGAUCGUCUCCGAUGCUUGGUCCGUCCUCUCUGACCCUCCCAGGAAAUCAAUUUACGACCGAGAAUUGAAGCUGAUCCAAAUUGGUCAAUUCGGCCAAACCCAAAGCCAGUCGCAGCAGUUUCAGGAUUCGCCAUUGCAGAGCCAAGCUGAGACCUUUAUGGCUACAAACUUUUGGACCUCUUGUCCAUACUGUUUCGCGCUUUUUGAGUAUCCUAAGGGUUACGAGGAGUGUGCAUUGAGGUGUCAGCAUUGUAGAAGAGCGUUUUCAGCGGUUAAGACGCAAACGCUACCACCAGUGGAGAGUAAUGGUGAACGCGUUUACUUUUGUUCAUGGGCUGUGUUCCCAUUAGCGUUUUCAGGUCAUGCUAUAUCCUCUGGCUCUGGUCGGUCCACAAUUUCACCUCUCUAUGUCUGCCCUGAGCAAAGCUUUGAUCAGCAAGCAAAUAUUACGGCUCCUCCAAGAAACUAUUACGAUGAUAAUAACGAUGAUUUAUAUGUUAUAAUAUCUGAUGAUGACUGAUGAUGAUUGGAGAGACCGAGAGAUGAUGCAAAGAGAAAUAAGAAAGCUAGAUGAUAUCGAAGGGAUUGGUUUUCUUGAAUAGCUUGCCAAUACUUUGAUGCCUAUAUAUAUAUAUAUAUAUGAUAAGGUCAAGGCUAGUUAGUUAAAGCAAGGCUCUCAUUUUUUGUCUUUUGUUUUGUAUUUGUGUUUGCCUUGGAGGUUUUAUGUAUUGCUGCUAGUUGAUGUUUAUACCGUAGUAGAAAAUGAUGUAACUCUGUUUCUUUUGUGGAAUCAAUGUAGAUGG
Messenger RNA from Eutrema salsugineum, 1177 nucleotides. RefSeq lists its product as uncharacterized. Bases 31 to 894 code for a protein of 287 amino acids. The transcript has a single exon. NCBI's taxonomy places the organism in Eukaryota, Viridiplantae, Streptophyta, Magnoliopsida, Brassicales, Brassicaceae. The record is from RefSeq and is a predicted model, not a curated record.